CUGAUGGACCGACACGAAUUCCUCAGCGCUCCUCAAAUUUCUCGAAAAUCUCGGAGGCUCCUGCUUCGACCCCGUCCCGACCGAGCACCCAGACCCGAGACCAGCUCCCGUCCUGCCUGCACAUCCCCCUCCGAGCGGAGCAGCCCCUCAACCACACACGAUGUUGCGAAGUGUCGCCGCGCUCCUCCUGCUCUCCCUCGCGCUCAGCAGCGCCGAGGAGUUGCAGAGCAAAAGCAAAGUGUGUGCCAACGUGUUCUGUGGGGCCGGCAGAGAGUGUGCUGUCAAUGAGAAGGGGGAGCCCAGCUGUCUGUGUAUAGAGACUUGUAAGCCCCACAAGAGGUCAGUGUGCGGCAGCAAUGCUAAGACCUACAGGAAUCACUGUGAGCUGCACAGAGACGCCUGUCUGACCGGCUUGAAGAUCCAGGUGGCCCACGACGGACACUGCCAAGAGAGGAAAAGAGAGCAGGCAGCUGCCAGCCCAGUGGUGUGCUACGCCGCCGACCGCAAUGAACUGCGGGGUCGCGUGAUCCAGUGGCUGCAGACUGAGGUUGUCCCCGAUGGCUGGUUUGUCAAAGGAUCCAACUUCUCCAACAUCCUGCAAAGAUACUUCAAGUCCUAUGACAACGGUGAUUCUCAGCUGGACUCCUCAGAGCUCCUCAAGUUCAUCCAGCACAACGAGUCGGUCGUGGAGAUGCAGUCCUACGCCGACCAGGAGAGCAACAAGCUGCUCAGGAGCCUGUGUGUUGACGCCCUCAUCGAGCUCUCGGAUGAGAACGCAGACUGGAAGCUGAGCUUUGACGAGUUCCUCAGCUGUCUGAAACCUGGCUUCAAUCCACCAGAGAAGAAAUGCGCGUUGGAGGAUGAGACGUACGAGGACGGAGCAGAGACCCAGGUGGAGUGUAACCGCUGUGUCUGUGCAUGCGGCAACUGGGUGUGCACUGCCAUGACCUGCACUGACAAAAUGGCGGCUCUGGAUGAUUCCACAGAUACCGGGGCAGAGAUGACUGAGGAGGAGUGGAACCUCCGUGUGGCUGAGCUCAACAAGCACCAGGAAACCGUGGAGAAGAUGAAGAGCAGCACAAAGGAGGCCUAAACAAGGACGCAGUGAAGAAGAGGAUGCACGCCAUCGACCUUCUUUCAUACUUGAUUUACCUUGUGGCCGUGUGUCAUUGUUAAGCUGACUUUUUUUCUCUGCUUUGUUAAUUAUACAUUUUUACAUUGUGCAAGUGUUUGUGAUGUUGUCUGUUAGAUUCAGGGGCUAUCAAAGAGUAUCCUAGGAUUCCCUUGUGUUCAGUACUGUCAUGUUUGAUUGUAUUACUUUGCCCCAACACUAGCCCCGGGGCAAUUUUUUUUACCACAAUCCUUUAUAUUUUUAUGGUUAGUCUGAAACAAACUGCGUUGUUUCUGGAAAGUGUGAGUCGUUGUUUGAGAAGGCUUACGGUAUUGAGGAACUAUGAGAAUCCAACUGUUGAGAAUGCAGAUCUGAAGACUGACUUCUGCAGACCUGGUGCAGCAUUUUUAGGUUUAAUGGUCAGGAGGUUGGUUGUAGGAGCUGGAAUAGUUAUGAGGGUAUAGCUACUAGUGAUUUUUGAUUUUGCUGCCAUGUAGAACUGCCACUGUCAGCCACUACUUGACCAAUGCACUUCUUUUUCUUUCUCUCUCGCUUCCUCAGGCUUUAGUUUAUCACAUGCCUGAACUUUGUUUAUAUCUUAGUGCUUAGGUGAUGAUUUUACUGCAAAAAACAGAGACAUGAUCUGAAUAUAGCACGAUGAAAACUGAAACCAAAGUCUCGAUGACAUGUUUGAAUGAUGUACAAAACUCUCCAGGUAAAACAUUACUCUGGACCCAGCAACAACACUAUACCUGUGUUUUCAAAUCCACUCUAACAGCAGGACUAGCCUCACUGUAAACUUAGGUAGCUUAGACGCAUCAUUUUUUGGUGCAUAUAAAGUGCUUGUGUGUGUGUGUGUGUGUGUGAUGAGUGUGUGCUGAUGAAGUGUGAUGCUGAGAGAAGCUUGGUUUUGUUAAUAAAAAAAUUAUUUGUUAAAAUCCUGUAUCUGAAUUGGGAGGGUUGACAAUAAAAAUCAGUGCCUUAGACCUUCAGACAGUAUAGGUCUCUCCUUGCCUGCACAGGGGCUCUUAAGGCCACAUGGCAGAGCAAGUGCGCUUUACUGACGUUUAGCAUUAACCUAGUGCUUUGUGACUCUAUCAACUGUGUGAAAGUUGCAUUAUCUGGUUCUAGCUAAACUCUGUAUUUCACCAAAAGUGCAGAGACUGUAAGGAACAUGUAUGUAUGCCAAUAAAGCCCAUACACUACAAAA
Molecule: messenger RNA, 2321 nt
Organism: Platichthys flesus (European flounder)
Lineage: Eukaryota; Metazoa; Chordata; Actinopteri; Pleuronectiformes; Pleuronectidae
Product: follistatin-related protein 1-like
Exons: 11
Coding region: 161-1093 (310 amino acids)
Biological process (GO): cell differentiation; multicellular organism development; regulation of BMP signaling pathway
Molecular function (GO): calcium ion binding; protein binding
Source: RefSeq, a predicted model, not a curated record